AUGUCCUUCAAGCUCGCCUCCGGAAAGUCCAUGCCCAAGGUCGGAUUCGGCCUGUGGAAGGUCCCCCGUGACAAGACCGCCGACACCGUCUACGGAGCCAUCAAGAACGGUUACAGACUGUUUGACGGCGCCUUCGACUACCAGAACGAGCGAGAGGCCGGCGAAGGUAUCCGACGAGCCAUCAAGGAUGGCCUGGUCAAGCGAGAGGACAUCUUCAUCACCACCAAGUUGUGGAACACCUUCCACUCAAAGGAGCACGCUCUGCAGAUCGCCAAGGAGCAGAACGAGUGGUGGGGACUCGACUACAUCGAUCUCUACCUCAUCCACUUCCCCAUCCCCAUGCAGUACAUUCCCAUCUCCGAGAAGGAGUGGGCUGGAUGGACCAACGCCACUGACUCGGGUCCUAACCCUCUGGCCAAGAUCCCUACCCGAGAGACCUGGGAGGCUCUCGAGGAGCUAGUUGAUACCGGAAUCGCCAAGUCCAUUGGUGUCUCCAACUUCACCGCCCAGAACAUUUACGACGUCCAGACCUACAACAAGCACCCCAUUUCUGCUCUGCAGAUUGAGCACCACCCCUACCUGGUGCAGCCCCAGCUGACCCAGCUCGCAAAGGACAACAACAUCCAGGUCACUGCCUACUCUUCUUUCGGCCCCGCCUCCUUUGUGGAGAUUGGCAUGGACCAGAAGGUCCCUCCUCUUUUCGAGAACGAGACCAUCACCAAGAUCGCCAAGGCUCACAACAAGACCCCCUCCCAGGUUCUGCUGCGAUGGGCUACCCAGCGAGGCAUUGCCGUCAUCCCCAAGUCCAACAACGUCGAGCGACAAACUCAGAACCUCGAAUCUCUGGACUUUGACCUGACCGAGGCCGAGAUUAAGGAGAUCUCCAACCUCAACAAGAACCUGCGAUUCAACGAUCCCGGUGUCUACGCUAACCUUCCCAUUUUCGCCUAA
Yarrowia lipolytica CLIB122 is the source of this 951-nucleotide messenger RNA. RefSeq lists its product as uncharacterized. Gene Ontology annotation, cellular component: cytosol. Lineage: Eukaryota; Fungi; Ascomycota; Dipodascomycetes; Dipodascales. The record is from RefSeq and is a predicted model, not a curated record. Gene Ontology annotation, molecular function: aldose reductase (NADPH) activity.